Molecule: messenger RNA, 1874 nt
Organism: Impatiens glandulifera
Lineage: Eukaryota; Viridiplantae; Streptophyta; Magnoliopsida; Ericales; Balsaminaceae
Exons: 1
Coding region: 132-1874 (580 amino acids)
Source: RefSeq, a predicted model, not a curated record
UGCUAUAAUAUGCUUUUUUAAGCAUCACAACAAGCAAGAUGGGCACACUAAUGUUUGAUUUUUCUAUCAUUUCAUUUUGUUUUAGGAAUUAACCCGAAAGAGCAGAGAAAACGUUAUCAUUCACUACUGAGAUGGAUGUCAGCAGAGAAAGAGAGGACAUAGAGAGGGAGAGAGAGGUUUCCGUAAACUACUUGUGGCACGAUCAUCCGAUUCAGAUCCGAUCUAUCAGUAGCAGCGGCGGCGGCGGCGGCAACUGCUUUGUGUGCUCUGAACCUGUAAAUGGAUACAAUUACCGCUGUUCAUAUUGUGAUUUCUUUCUCCACAUCUCAUGUCUCUUCUUCCCUCUUGAAUCACUCCAUCCACUUCAUCCACAACAUCCUCUUUCUCUCCAAAUCAUCGGAUCUGAAGAAACCACCCCUCUUCAUUGCAAUCAAUGCAAACUCCUUUGCUCUCGACUCGCCUACCGUUGCAUCCCUUGCGGUUUCUCUCUUCACCUCCCAUGCGUCUCUCGCCGCGCAUUUGAUCUCAAGAUUCACAAGCAUCCUCUUUCCUGCUUUGCUUCUCCGCCUAAUCAGUCUUCUUCUUUCAUCUGUCACAUCUGUAGAGAACCCGGUUACAAAUUUAACUUGGCUUGUUUGUGCUGUCAUUUUGUUAUACACUUGGAGUGCGCUUCUUUCCCUGUAACCGUCCCCAUCGGACAACACAGACACCCGCUUUCCCUCACCUCCGUCUCCUCCGUCUUCGACGAUGAAUCGGGUGAGUUUUAUUGUGAUGACUGUGAAACAUCUGUGAACAUUAUAGGAUGUGUCUAUUUCUGUGCUGAGCCUGAUUGCGAGUAUAUGAUUCAUUUGGGCUGCCUGACCACUGGUCCGGACCCUGCCGAAGCGAAAAAGGAAACAACAAUAAUGAAAUCCAAACUUCAUAAAGGUAAGAUUAAAUACACGGGUUUAUCUGAAUCUAGACAGGAUGAAGAUGAGAAGCUGAUUUCCAUGAGGAACAGCUUGAGGUUGAUCGAAAUAAAUGAAGAAGACCCAUCAUCGGAAAUGGAAUCUGGUAAUGGAGAAAUUGAAAUUAAUCAUUUCAGUCAUCAACAACAUCCUCUAAUCCUGGGUUAUAAUAAGCAUGAUAGAGAAAGAGCAACAUGCUUCGGGUGCCUUGACAGAAUGAAAGCUGCAAUGGCCUAUACUUGCAACAACAUUAACAAUUGCUACUACUUCAGGGGUCUCCACAAAUGGUGCGGUGAUGUUCCGAUGCAAAUCCGGCACCCACUUCACCACGAACAUUCCCUCUCCCAACUCACAAGGGGAGCAUAUCGUAUGCAUCGAUGUAUUGCCUGCCACAACCGUCUAUUCCCUCACUAUUCCUCACUAUACAAUUGCAGCUUAUGCAACGUCAACAUCCACGUUAUGUGCGCCUCUAUUCCGAUCAAUCUGAAAAGCGAGAUUCACGAUCACCCUCUUCACCUCUGUCAGAAAAGCCCGAAAAGCUCAAGUAAUCAGAUCUGGUGCAUCGUCUGUGGGUUCGAAUGUCAAGGGGCUUAUUUCAUAUGUGAAUCAUGCGAAUUCGUGGUGGAUUUCUCGUGCGCUUUGUUGCCGAGGAAGGUGAAUAAUGAGUGUCAUGUGCAUCCUCUGACGCUAACAGACGUUCAGGCCAAUAGUGAUGAGACCGAAUUCAUCUGCACCGCUUGCGAGAAGCCGAGGAAUGGGUUUUCUUGGGUGUAUCACUGUGCAGACUGCGAAUACAGCGCUCAUACGAAUUGUAUCUUGAAUGAGGUGCCCGGAACCAAAAUGCGGCCCAUCGAUUUCGACCGCCACCAGCACCUUCUUAGUCUCAUUUCUUCAUCUUAUUUUCCUUCUUCAUCUUCAUUUGAUUAA